This is a messenger RNA of Micropterus dolomieu (smallmouth bass), 1507 nucleotides long. It is a transcript of the gene hao2, whose product is annotated as hydroxyacid oxidase 2 (long chain). The record is from RefSeq and is a predicted model, not a curated record. The coding region runs from base 22 to 1092 and encodes 356 amino acids. The transcript is spliced from 7 exons. NCBI's taxonomy places the organism in Eukaryota, Metazoa, Chordata, Actinopteri, Centrarchiformes, Centrarchidae. Gene Ontology annotation, molecular function: oxidoreductase activity; FMN binding.
GAGGGAGGUCGCUGUGCAGAGAUGGCUAUGGUAUGCCUUACGGACUUUGAGGAGUAUGCUAAGGAGCAUCUCUCAAAGGCCACCUGGGAUUAUUAUGCAGCUGGAGCAGACGAAUGCUGCACAAGGGACGACAAUCUACUGGCUUACAAAAGGAUUCGUCUGAGGCCUCGUAUCCUGCGUGAUGUGUCAGUGAGCGACACACGGACCACAGUACAGGGGACAGAAAUCAGCUUUCCAGUUGGUAUCGCACCUACUGCCUUUCACUGCCUAGCCUGGCAUGAAGGAGAGAUGGCCACAGCUCGGGCCACAGAGGCGCUCAACACCUGCUACAUCACCAGCACUUACUCCACCUGCUCAGUGGAGGAGAUUGCGGCGGCAGCACCAAACGGGUACCGCUGGUUCCAGCUGUACGUGUACCGGGACCGGAAGCUGUCAGAACAGAUUGUGCACCGUGUAGAGGGGCUCGGCUAUAAGGCCCUGGUACUAACAGUUGACGUCCCCUACACCGGAAAGCGCCGCAACGACAUCCGCAACCAGUUCAAGCUGCCACCACACCUCAAGGUCAAGAACUUUGAUGGAGUGUUCCAGGAGACAGCAGCCACAGACAACUACGGGAUGCCAGCCAACUCCUUGGACCCCUCCAUCAGCUGGAAAGAUGUGUACUGGCUGCAGUCCAUCACCCGCCUGCCUGUAAUUAUCAAGGGGAUCCUGACCAAGGAGGAUGCUGAGCUGGCCGUGGAGCAUGGCGUCCAGGGCAUCAUUGUGUCAAACCAUGGGGGACGACAGCUGGACGGAGGCCCAGCUUCGAUUGAUGCACUGUCAGAGAUUGUGGACACAGUGCAGGGCAGAAUCGAGGUCUAUCUGGACGGAGGAAUCAGGACAGGAAGUGAUGUAUUGAAAUCGCUGGCCUUGGGAGCCAAGUGUGUUUUCAUUGGCCGCCCAGCAGUGUGGGGCCUUGCAUACAAGGGUGAGGAAGGAGUGAGGGAAGUACUGCAAAUCUUAAAUGAUGAGUUCCGUUUGUCCAUGGCUUUAUCAGGUUGCAGGAACGUGGCAGAAAUCAACAGGAACCUCAUUCAGUUCUCUAAACUCUAACAGAUCAGCAGAGGGCAGCACUGAGGGCAAUCCACUGAACAAGAAUCACUACUGAACCAAAACCAACAGUUAUGAACCAGAGCCUGAGAUGCCAUCAUGACAAAGAAACUGAAAGAAAGUGGAAACAUGAAACAUGCAAGCAGCUUCCAUAAUUUGACAAUGACUCAUCUAAUAUCUAAUAUGUAUUAAUACAAAAGUGUACAAAGUGAGGCAGUGUCUGGGGAAGGCUGAGUGUCGGCGGCAGAUUUUUGGCAAGUGAAUAAUGAAAGAGUUUAUCCUUUAAAUUGGAGGGGACAGAGGCACUAUUUCAUGAAAUCAACAAAGUUAUUUUGGUUUUAUUGUGACAAAUGCAAGCGUUAAUGACAUACACAACAGUUUGAGGUUCUUGUGGUUGAAUAAACACCAGCUGAGGUGA